AUGGAGACGAAAGCUGAAUCGCUCUCAGCCGUGGCCUCACCGGCGGCGACCCAUCGGUCUCCGGAGGAACAGGACUUGUUGGAAAGAAGCACCAAGAAAGCGAAGCGAGGUCGCGAAGCGAUCGAAUCACCUCUUCCGUUGCAUGCAGCGGAUUACUCUCAAGAAACGCCUAUUGUAGCAGGGGCCUCCACCCCAGAUUCUCAACAAUGGAGAACUCCAGACGCGACUCCGAACCAAGCCUGGACACGCAGAGAAGAGGGACGCCUCCCGGACAAAGAUUUGGUCUCCGAUGAUGAUGCAAUGGAUGAAGCAAGUACAAACUCGUGGUUUCCGGUAAUACAAGUCACUAAAGAGGAAAAAGAAAGGUUGAGACGUCCAUGGCGUCGAUCCCUAAUUAUCAAGGUUUUGGGAAGGACAGUCGGCUAUUCUUAUCUUCUGCAGAGACUCCAGCACAUGUGGAAGCCGGAGUCCACCUUCGAUUUAAUCGCCCUUGCUCAAGAUUACUAUAUAGCGAAGUUCCAAUUACUAGCAGAUUACGACGCGGCUAAAUUCGGGGGACCCUGGAUAAUCUUGGGACACUAUCUGGUGGUUCAAGAAUGGGAGCCCAAUUUCAUCCCAUCCAAGAACAAGACCAAGAAGCUGCUGGUUUGGGUUCGGUUCCCAGAGCUUCCAAUAGAGUACUUCGACGAGGAGUUCUUGAAGAAGAUAGGGAAAACUAUAGGUCGGCCUGUAAAGAUUGAUACUACAACUAGUUUGGCAUCCAUAGGAAAAUUCGCGAGAGUAUGUGUGGAAAUCGAUAUCACAAAAUCGUUAUUAUCCAAAUUUGUCCUACAUUUCAUGGAUUGGCCUAUUAAGUACGAAGGGAUUAAUCUGAUCUGCUUCAAAUGUGGUGUCUACGACCAUCACCAAGAGAACUGCGGCAAGGAAGGUGACGAAGGAGGAGUCAACUCUGGGCAGAACGCUGUAACCGCAGAUAUGGCAACUCCACCGGUGGAGAAGCAAAAGCCACCGGAAAGAUUUGGAGCUUGGAUGCUCGUCACUCGGAAAGAAAGAAGACGUCGAGCCAGAACCAAUGUUCAACCAGGAACUUUUGCAACCGGAGCAGGAGAUCAAACAGCAACCAUCAAUGUCCCGACAUUCGAAGGAAUCUAG
Messenger RNA from Ipomoea nil (Japanese morning glory), 1152 nucleotides. RefSeq lists its product as uncharacterized. The coding region runs from base 1 to 1152 and encodes 383 amino acids. The record is from RefSeq and is a predicted model, not a curated record. The transcript has a single exon. NCBI's taxonomy places the organism in Eukaryota, Viridiplantae, Streptophyta, Magnoliopsida, Solanales, Convolvulaceae.